Vanrija pseudolonga is the source of this 1100-nucleotide messenger RNA. RefSeq lists its product as uncharacterized. NCBI's taxonomy places the organism in Eukaryota, Fungi, Basidiomycota, Tremellomycetes, Trichosporonales, Trichosporonaceae. The transcript has 6 exons. The coding region runs from base 1 to 1077 and encodes 358 amino acids. The record is from RefSeq and is a predicted model, not a curated record.
AUGACCCUCACAUCGACUCUGAUAGUAGACGACCUCUCAGCAUACCCCAAGCCAGAAGCAGUACCCGCCGAGGUCCGAAGCGAUGGCAACAGACUCAAGGAUGGAUGGAACAUUGACGAUCUCCACAUCGAGGGCAACGAGGGUGGAAAGAUUCCGAGUACCCACCUCGCCUGGCUGCCGUCCUUGCCUGCCGACGCCCCGAUAGAAGACAUUCGCGCCGCGUACGAACGUGAUGGGGUUAUCCAUGUCAAGGGGCUGCUUCCGCGCGAACAUGUGAUGGAGUGUAGGCGGAGGUUCUUCGAGUUCCUCGAGCCAGCGGGUAUCCUCAAGGAGGGCACAGACCCCGUCGACGGCAUCUACUGCGGCGAGGACCCGAACCAGUUCAACCCCCACGAACGCGACUACCGCAUCCAGACCAACAACGAGCUGCUCCAACUGACAACAACGGCGGGAUACGACCCGCUGAUCAUGGGGUUCACGGACCACCCGGACCUCUUGGACUUCAUCGGGCGCCUAAUGCCCGAGUGGAAGAAGCCAAGCAGGUACAAGAAGCAGCUCAUGCGGACGAAUAUCCCGCACGCGUACAAGUCGGCGACGAGGGUGCACUACGAUCAGAUGUACCUUCGCGGCCAGAAGCCCGGGACGCUCACCGCGUGGAUCCCAGUCGGGGACAUCUCGCCCGUGUCCGGUGGGCUCAUGUACCUCGAGGACAGCUUGUCGCUAGGCAUCGAGAUGGAGAACAAGUGGCGGGCGUACAACAAGAACCUGCCUGUGGACGAGCAGAUGAGCGGGUUCAACAGUAAUAUGCUCCUCGGCGGAGGCCUCACAAGGGACUGCACCACAUUCGCACUCCGAACGAACCGACGCUGGCUCGUCGGCCAGUAUGAGGCGGGGGACGUCGUGUUCCACCAGUGUCGCAUGAUCCACUGUAGCGCGAACAACGAGGAUCCGGACGAGCGCAUCCGAUUCGCGACGGACGUGCGCUUUACGGAUAAGCUCAUGCGUUUCGAGGACAGGUGGGACGAGUAUGGUGAUGAGGAGGAAGUGGAUGACGAGGAGGACGCGGGGGACGAGUAGCGGUCUGUACCAAAGCAUUGUCG